Molecule: messenger RNA, 4872 nt
Organism: Monopterus albus (swamp eel)
Lineage: Eukaryota; Metazoa; Chordata; Actinopteri; Synbranchiformes; Synbranchidae
Gene: begain
Product: brain-enriched guanylate kinase-associated
Exons: 9
Coding region: 470-2503 (677 amino acids)
Cellular component (GO): synapse
Source: RefSeq, a predicted model, not a curated record
GGCAGCUCAUGGCACAAUUGCAUGGGAGUGCAAAAACUGUUGUUUGCGAGGUAACACAAAAGUAGGUCAGUUAAAAUAAGCACCACCAAUUGACCCCUAGGGAAGUCGUAAAAAGGCCACUUUGACCUGGACUCAAACUUUCUUGCCGUUCCGUGGUUCAGCUUGACACGAUGGCGCAGAGACGCGUACUACACCGAGUCACCACUCCCUCCCCUUAUUAAGCUGGAGAGAUGAUGCUUCUGAUGGGAGCUGCAUCUUUAAAGGCCAGGUGGCUGGAUAAGGAAUCUGAUGGAGAGAUGCAGCAUGAUACAAGGGUCAUCACAGAUAGCCAGCUCCUAUCUGCUUCCCCAGGCAAGACUUAGAGCUUUGACUGUUGGUUUGUGGUUAAACUUGGCUUCAGCAUUCAGCUGACCAGCAGCAGAAGAGGCAACAACUAUACACACAUGAGAGCUGAGGCAGAGGGAAAAAUAUGAAAAAGAUAUAUAUUGGCAAAACUGCCCUGAAAACCCAGAGAAAUGGUUGCAAACAUCAGAAAAGAAGCUCUUUCCACGACCACAAGGAUGACCUCCGUAAGCGCCUGUCUUACACCACCCACAAACUAGAGAUGGUGGAAACAGAGUUCGAGUCGACUCGGCAGUAUCUCGAGACAGAGCUGCGCCGGGCCCAGGAGGAACUGGAGAAAUUUACAGAGAAACUACGCAGGAUCCAGAGUGGCUUUACAGCUCUUCAGAGGAUCAACCAGGAUUUGGAGGACAAGAUGCAAAGGACGUCCCAGCACCAUGAAGAGGAAAAGAGAGCCCUCAGCCGAGAGAUCAUCAUCCUCAACAACCACCUCAUGGAAGCCAAAAUCACCAUUAAUAAACUCAGAGAGGACAAUGACCUGUACAGGAAAGACUGCAACCUGGCAGCCCAGCUGCUGCAGUGCUCCAAGUCUCACUACAGAGCUCACAAGAUGUCUGAGCUGCCAUUUGAUUUUCAGGAACGCAUCAGUUCCCACAUGGAGAAAUAUAAUCGGGGGAGUGGAGCCACCAUGGCAAUGUGCCACUCUGACUACUCUGACACUGUGCCCACAUCCAUAAUUGCCAAGGUCCUAGAAAAGCCUGAACCAGGAAACAGUUGCCCUGUAACACGGUCACCCAGCCCACAGCCACAGGAUGGAGACUUUCUUGCAGGAACAGGAAGCACUGAUCACCUGAAUCGUCGAAUUGUGUACAAGACAUCUGAUCUGUACUGCAGUGACACAGCCCUCUAUUGCCCUGACCGGUGGCAAGAGACAGAGCGCAGGCAGAGUGUUGAUCUCCAAGGCACUGGUCUGCUUCAAUUCCAUGCCCAGAACUUCACUGACAGCAACCCAGAAGAAGAAGCCUACCACUCUGGAAGCUUCUCCCAUCAUGAGCCCCCAUCCUCCUGCCACCACCAAGAUGAGUUUGGCACUGGUAGCCUCCCUGCCUCCAGUUCUUACUCUAGCUUCAGCCUUGCAUCGGACGAGAAGGGAGGAAUCAGUGGUGGGUGUGGGCGCACUGCCAGCAGCACUUUGUCCUCUUCCCACCAGGGUCUCUAUAUGGACUGGCGAGAUGGUGGCAGUGGGGAUUUUGAGUGUAAAAGUAUGUCUUCAUAUAAUAAGGAAAGUCCAGGUUUCCCUAAGUCUCACAGCAUUCAGCACAUGGUGAUAUCCAGGAGCCCACAGAAGGGCACCUCACCAGAGUAUAGGAGGACGGCCUCAUGCUUCAGUGAACCAUACCAUUCCAGCAACCCUCGCUUAGCCUCUUCUCACAGCAUGGGUUCCGCAACUGGACUCGGCCAGGCUCGCGGUGGUGCUCUAGACAGCCAAGGUGAUGUCCAGGUUCACGAGGACGAGCUGAGCAGCCGCUGGAGGAAGCUUAGCGUGGAAGACAUCAACACCUUCUCAUCCUCCUACCGUAACAUCACAGGGAGGGUCUCUCCAUAUAGUUUCUCUGAGCGGCACUUCGGCAUGGGCUCCUCCAGCAAAGGUAAAGGGUCACUCUACAGCAGCUUCCAAGAGGGAGAUGACGUCUUCCACAGCCACGUGCUGGAUCAGUGUUUUGCUGGAGCUCCCCCUUCUCCCAGCCGUAGUCCCAAACCCACAGAGCAUCGUAAAGAGGAGAAAACCUCUGUGCUGUAUAGAGCCAAGGAUGACAGUCAGGACUCGGAGUGCAGUCUGUUCCUCUCAGGGAGCUCUAAAGACAAGGAGAGCAGUGGGGGAGCGACAGCAGCAGACAGCACCAAGAAGGACUACAUGAAUCUGAGUGCAGACAGCUCAGCUGAGUCCUUACACCAAAGCUCCCUUGAAGCCUCAAGUCUUCAGCACUACCCCAGCCCCAGGCCGAGCGUCCGGCCUCGCCCAAGCUCCAGCUCCGCUCUCAGUGUUGGCCCCGCACUUCCAAAGAAGACUUCUCCAAGAUACCAAAAAUUUGGCAGUACGGGACUGACAAGAAAGGACAGUCUGACCAAGGCACAGCUAUAUGGUACGCUGCUGAACUGAACAGAGAAAAGAGAGCUUUUAAUUUUAUGCAUGACAAUAAUGUACUGUACUGUACCGUAUGUCUCCCUACAGCAAACACACUUGCUGUGAUAGGUUAUUAGGAUGUUGUUGUUUUAUGUAUCUCUUAGCCAAGGCACGUUUCUGCAACACUUUUUCUAUUUUAUGUCAUGAUUUGGUGUAGCUACCUGACAUCAGUUAUUCAGUAUGUUUUUGUUUCACUGAUAAUAAUAAUUAGAGCCACUGGGAUAAAAGCUACAAAAUACAAGACAGACUCACGAACACACUGUGCUAGUUCUCUUAUUCUGAUGUUAAAUACUGUUAGUAAAAAAAGCAAAAGACCAUUAAUUCCUGCUCCAAUAUAUUUAGUUCAGAUAAUGGCCUAAAGCGUGUGUAAUGGAGUGACUUAAUUACUCAUGUUCAGGAGAGGUUAUCCGUUAUGUAUUAGUGGAUCCUGCUUGAGUGCGAGCUGUUAAAAAGAUUUACCCAUUCUCUGUUUUCUCUUAAAGAAAAUGCAUGCUGUACAAUGCAUAUAAAUAUGAUGUGAACACAUUUCCAGCUGAACUAUUACCCAUAUCUGUAAGAACCACUUACUGGAACAGAUGUUUAUUAAAUAUUUUCAAAUUGGCUGCAAAAAAAGAUAUUUUUAAAAAGUAUGUUAUCCCACAUAAUAUUCAUAACAACACAGUUUAUAGGUUUUCUUCCAAAUACUAGCUUUUACAUUUGUUAAUUAAAACUUAAAAACCCCUGAUUUUGUUCUAAAUACAGGAUAUACAAGCCUAUAAAGUAAUUAUAGUAGGUUUUCAGGUGAAAUGUACAAAUAAAAUAGUGUGCACAUUCAGUAGAAAGGAUUAAGCAACUUAAUCUGUUAUUACAGUAUGAAAAUUCAGAUCUGAGCUAGAAGAUUUUUAGCAUUACUUAGAUGUAAUUUUUAUUAUUUUUAUAUCGAUAUGAAAUUAGAGGCUGUGUUAACAUUAUACCUGGACACUUGUGAUUUUGCCUUAAUCCUGUUCAAAGGACAGAAUAGUAUCCUUUAAAGCAUUUAAAAACUGUGUACAUACUGCACUGUAUAUCUAAUGUAUUGUUACUGUAUGUAUACACUACUGUUACAGUGUCUGUGCUUCCUGUCAGACACACACUUGGCCAGUUUUCUAGAGGAGGAUCAAGUUUGUUUUUGUACUGGAGGUUUUUUUUGCAGUGGAUAUAUCCAGUGAAAUGUGUUUUUAACUGAAAUGAGGCUUAAUCCCUGUCUAGAAAUUCAGUGCACGCAGCCAACUUUCUACCCUGACUCACUGUUGGCACCUAGUUGUACAAACCAAAACAAAAGUGCCAGUUCUUCUGGCUUUCAGGAGAGAUUAAUUGGGAAAUUCUCCAGGCAGCCUGGCAGUUCUGCAUUGUAUGCACAAAAAGGUAGCUAGCAAAGUGAACUCAUCAAGUAGUAAUACACAAAACUGAUUUAUGACAAAACUGUAUAGUCAGUGUCUUGGUUUAAACCAGCAUGCUCAACUAGGCUAUUUUAGAGGGAAAAAACAAUGAAAAUAGAUGAAACAUGUAUAUACACAUACACAGAAAGUGGCAAAGACAUGCUGUCCUGUUGGUUAAUCAAACACUUUAUGUUAAAUAAAACAUAGAACAAGCUGCCACUAGCUACUAGUACUAGUAUAAAUGAGAACAAAUCUAGUGUUCUAACGUCUGUGCACCCUUUUGGCAUGAUGGAUCAUGAAGGAUUUCUUCCUUCCUAUGUAGUUCUAUAGAUCUGAGAGGAAUGGUGACAGGGAUAAGCCAAAUAAUGGGAACUCUUCUUUACCCCUAAGCAGUUAGGACAGAAUUUAAUUUUGUUUUUUUUUUUGUUUUUGGUUCUUGGAAGGCCUGCUUCUACCUCUCCCAUUCCUGCAGAUCUGAGAACUGGCUUAAGGCUGUUCAUAGAGAUUUCAAAACUGCACCUCUUCUUUUUGAGCUUGUCAUGUUUGUGAAGGUGAAAUUACACUGCACAGGUCACAAAAAGUCUCCACUCAUUCUUAGUGGUAUGCUGUAUGGAUAUCUAAAGGAGUGCAAAGGCUUGGAAUUAAAUGUAACCACUGUACAGGGGGGAAGGAGAAGGUAUAUGGUAUUUUUCUUGUGGACAUAUAGAUACUGCAUACACAACUGUUAAUACACUAUGACUAUUUUUUAUCCAGUUUUCAGUUAUAUUUAUUGAAUAUUUUGAUCCUGAAUGAAGUGGCUGAAGCAGUUCUGUCCUGUCCUACCUCCAGCCCUGUUCCAUGAGCAACAGGCCAGCUGUCUGAACAUCAAUAUGUUUGUCUGUCCGUCUGAUGCAUGAUUAUAUAUUUUUGCUGUAUGUUUUAUUUAAUAAAGAUGGGUGUUGGAAAAUA